Molecule: messenger RNA, 501 nt
Organism: Phyllotreta striolata
Lineage: Eukaryota; Metazoa; Arthropoda; Insecta; Coleoptera; Chrysomelidae
Source: the annotation of a GenBank genome assembly
UUUAAAAUUAAAUUUCCGCCACUUAGUGGUGACCGCGCUUUUUCACGACAAUUCCGAGCAAUUGAAGCCACUUUUCCCAUUAAAUCGGCGUUAAGAUCGAGCGAGGCGCGCCAGCACCUUCGAGUCGAGAUGGCGAGCCAAAGCCAAGGCAUCCAGCAGCUCCUGGUGGCCGAGAAAAGGGCCGCCGAAAAGGUCGCAGAAGCCCGAAAACGUAAAGCCAGAAGAAUUAAACAGGCCAGAGACGAGGCCGCAUCCGAAAUUGAGCAGUACAGAAAGGAACGAGAAAGACAGUUCCGAGAGUACGAGACCAAGUACAUGGGCUCCAAAGAGGACGCGAUCGCCAAAAUCGACAAACAAACCGAAUCCCUCUUGCAGGAUUUGGACCAAAGCGUCCAACAAAACCAAGAAGGGGUAAUUUUGGAUCUUAUCAGUUUGGUUAUCGACGUGGAACCCGAGGUACAUCGCAAUUACUUCAUCAUGAAAAAAUUUAACAAAAUUUGA